CGCAGUUCGUGCGUUUUCGGUUGAAACUGUGUGACAUCAGGUCGGUGACGGAGAAUCGGAGAGCCAGUGCGUGCUUGGAAAGAGUGCGUGCAUACUAUUCCAUAGAGGAAGGAGCGACUAGUUCGUUGACAGCGUCGAGAGCGAUUUUGGCAACAUGGGUGACGUUGUGAUUAUUCGUAAAGGAUUGUAAUUGGGAACGACCGGGAAAAUGGCAGACAGGUUGGAGUGGGUGGAGAUCAUCGAGCCACGGACGCGGGAGCGUAUGUACGCCAACCUACUGACUGGGGAAUGCGUGUGGGACCCCCCCCAGGGCGUGCGCAUCAAGAGGACGGGGGACAACCAGUGGUGGGAGCUGUUCGACCCCAACACCUCCCGCUUCUACUACUACAACGCCUCCACGCAGCGCACCGUCUGGCACCGCCCACACGCCUGUGACAUCAUCCCCCUGGCCAAGCUGCAGACGCUGAAGCAGCACACGGACGUGCCCUGCCCCGGAGGCGGGGGGACGGGGGGAGACAGAGGAGGGAGGACGUCAGCUGAUAACAGCCCCGGGAGGAGCAGCGCGGUCAGCAGGGAGGGGAGCACCUCGUCUUCGCUAGACCAGGACCUGACCACGUCAGAGAAACCGACCAAUAGAGAUGAGGCAGACAGGACCUCUCCGUUCAGGUGGAACACAGGCACUAAGGAGAGGAUGCUGAUCAAGGUGACAGACAGAGAACCCAGCUUCCUCUCUCAGCAGGGGAACGGCUACUCCCCCUGCGAGCCUCCCACCCUUGCUUCAGCCCCGGCAAUCGGCACCGCCUCCCGUACCCGCCGCUCCUCAGGAGGCUCCGCCCCCACAGACGGCCCCCCAGACGGCUCCCCCGUCCUCUACAUCGACCGCCGCCAGUCGCCCUUCCUGAAACGGGCGGAGCUCGGGGGCGGGGGUACAGGGACACACCGGCGCUCCUCGGCGGACUCUCAGCCCCCCUCCCCCCGCUAUGCCUAUGAACCCCCACUUUAUGAGGAGCCCCCUUCAGAGUACCAGCCCCCGCCCAUCUAUGAGGAACCGCCCACUGACAUGAUGCAUCACCUGGGCUCUGACUCCUCCGGGCUGUACGGCACAGGGAAGUCCCCCGCACGGGGAAAGCCCUCCUCGGGGACUCCCCUCUACCACUCCCCCAAACAGAGCCACUCCCCCUACGGCCAGCUGGUGCUGACCAGGCAGAAGUGUCCGGAGAAAAGCCAGAGUCUGGAGUACAGCCCUGCGGGGAAGGAGUACGUCAAACAACUGGUGUACGUAGAGCAGUCCUCCUCCAGCCCGCGUUUCAAGACGGCUGACCGGCUCCUUCGCUACGGCACCUCCACGGCCACGCCCUCCUCCACGGGGGGUUAUGGGGGCUCAUACGGGGGCUCCUACACCCUCCAACACAGCCAGAGUCUCAUCCGGGACCCGCGGCUGCUGCUGGACUAUGGGGGCGGUGAGGGCGGCGAGGGCCAGAGGCUGCUCUACGAGGACUCCAUGUCCUGGAGCUCCAGCCAGCACCACUCCCUCUCCCUCUCCGGGUCUACCGGAGGAGGCGGCUUCUCGCCCAGCGGCAACCGCAAGCGCAAGACACGGAAACCCUCCCUGCCGCAGGAGCUGGGGAGGGGCGGCGGCGGGGUGGAGCGGGAGGAGGGGCCAAUGUCGGGGACUCUCUCCGAGGCCGUGCUGAACCAGGCCAGGCUGGCGUGGGAGGCCCAGCAGGUGAUGAAGCAGAGGAGCAGCUGGGACUCAGCCCCGGGGGGAGGGGGCACGGCCCAGGGAGGGGGCUCGAAAGACGGGUACGAGAGCGACGGGGCCGUGCCCCUGCCCCUGCCGGGCCCGGUGGUGAGGGCGUUCAGCGAGGACGAGGCGCUGGCGCAGAGCGACGGCCACCACGGACAUUACCACUGGAAACGCAGCACCUUCGACAGACUGGGCUUCCCACAGGCUCUGCUGGAGAAGAGCCUGUCGGUUCAGACCAACCUGGCUUCACCAGAACCUUUCCUACACCCCUCACAGUCAGAGGAUCUUGGAGCAUGUGCUCAGUUUGAGGCGAGUCGGAAUGCUCGGAACAUGAUGCCGAGUGCCAGCUGUGGGGUUUUCCCAGAAUUCACCUUAAGGAAACCAUCCUCAGAGACCGACAUUGAGAACUGGGCCUCCAAACACUUCAACAAACACACACAGGGUUUAUUCCGGCGUAAGGUGUCCAUAGCAAACAUGCUGGCUUGGAGCAGUGAGCCAAUUAAGAAGCCUAUGAUUGUGACGUCGGACCGGGCAGUGAAGAGAGAGGCAGUGGAGAUCUUUAAACUCAUCCAGACCUACAUGGGAGACCGCCGCGCCAAGACUGACCCACUGACUGUGGCCUUGGAGACUGGCCCCCUGAACAUCGCCCUGGAGGUUGCAGUGCGUGGUUGGAGCAGCCAGGGCCUUCGUGAUGAGCUCUACAUCCAGCUGUGUCGUCAGACCACAGAGAACUUCCGCUACGACAGUCUAGAGAGGGGCUGGGAGCUCAUGGCUGUGUGUCUGGCCUUUUUCCCUCCCACACCCCGCUUCCACUCCUACCUGGAGGGCUACAUCUACAGACACAUGGACCCCCUCAACGAUACUAAAGUGGCUCAGCACAUCAGCGGUCUGCUGGCAAGCAGGGCGGAGAGUCGGGCCAAACUGAUGCGUUGGCGUCGCCAGGGGAGGGAGGAGGCAGGGCCAGUGGAGGGAGUGGCGAUUAGCGGUUAUGCCAAAUACUGUUACCGCAAACUGCAGAAGGCUGCUCUGACCGGAGCUAAGAAGGGGUUGCAGAAGCCGUGUAUGGAGGAGAUCAAACACGCCAGGAAUGCCAUAUUCAGUCCCUCCAUGUUUGGCUCCUCCCUGGAGGAAGUGAUGUCACUGCAGAAGGAGCGUUACCCCGAUAGCCAGCUGCCCUGGGUCCAGACCCGCCUCUCAGAGGAGGUCCUGGGACUCAACGGAGACCAGACAGAGGGCAUCUUCAGGGUUCCAGGUGACAUUGAUGAGGUCAAUGCCCUCAAGCUGCAGGUGGACCAAUGGAAGAUCCCCACAGGUCUGGAGGACCCACACAUCCCAGCCUCUCUGUUGAAGUUGUGGUACAGGGAGCUGGAGGAGCCUUUGAUCCCUCAUGAGUUCUACGAGGAGUGUAUCACUCACUAUGACGACCCGGAAGCUGCUGUCAACGUGGUCAUGGGCCUGCCGCACAUCAACAAACUGGUGCUCUGCUACCUCAUCCGUUUUCUACAGGUGUUUGGCCAGCCCGCCAACGUGGCGAUCACCAAGAUGGACGUGAACAACCUGGCCAUGGUGAUGGCUCCCAACUGCCUCCGCUGCCAGUCAGAUGACCCGCGCAUUAUCUUCGAGAACACCCGGAAAGAGAUGUCCUUCAUCCGCGUGCUCAUCCAGCGCCUCGAUACCAGCUUCAUGGACGGCCUUCUAUAGCCCCCCACUUUCAACUACUCUAGCCUGAAAUAACCACACGGGACGCCCCCCCCCCCUCCCCCGUAAACCCCCACAAAAAACUCUCACUUGAACCCAAGAUUCUGCUUCGCCCCCCCAGACUCUGCUUCAGUCCCCAAAUCCCUGCUCCAGUACCCCAGACCCUGCUCCAGUACCCCAGACCCUGCUCCAGUCCCCUAAACCCUGUUCCAGUCCCCUGAACCCUGUUCCAGCCCCUAAAACCCUGCUCUAGCCCCCCAGACCCUGCUCCAGUCCCCUAAACCCUGCUCCAGCCCCUAAACCCUGAUCCAGUCCCCCAGACUCUGCUCCAGUCCCCAAAACUCUGCUCCAGUCCUCCAGACUCUGCUCCAUUCCCCAGACUCUGCUCCAUUCCCCAGACUCUGCUCCAGUCCCCAAAACCCUCCUCCAGUCCCCUAAACCCGGCUCCAUACCUUCAGUCACAACAUCUAAUCCCAAAACAUCCAUCCACAGAGGACAGGAGUACCCUGUACCCCCCACCCCAAAGGAGCCCCUGUCCACUCUGAACCCUGAUCUCAAAGCCCACCCAUCACAGGGACUCACGUUACACACAAAAACAGAUGUAAAGGGUAACAACUACUUACAUGGAGAUAUUAUCACAUGUAUAUUCACUGACUGAAAUAUUCACUUUACUCGGCCACUCUUGUAUAGUACACAUCCAUUGAAACAUUAUUAAAGCUUACUGACCCAUGGCUAACUAACACUGUACAACAUUUAUAGGAUCAACCUUCAUUAUUGAGAUCUUGAAAACUUGACACUGACUCAUACACACACCCCUAAAUGACAAAAUGAUGAAGACACGCAUAGCCAGUCCUGGCCAAACAGCUGUCACACUAACGUGUUCUGGUUCUGUCCACUUGCCGUUCCCCACUUGCCGUUUCCUCUCUCCCUACGCCAACCAAUCAGUUUUGCUUCUCCUUUUUCUGUUUUGUUUUUGAGUUCUGGAAUAAGGGAAGCAGUCUAAUCAGCUUGAAGGCCUGUCAGUUCAUCUGCAAUCACAAAUCAACGGAUGUCUUUCUCAUGUUGUAAUUUGAACGGCGGGGGGCAGAUCCAGACCAGUUUCUAACAGGGAUCACUGCAUCACUGCCAUUCAAACAUGUCUGUCACAACAGGAAGACAUCUUUCCACAGGACUUCCUGUGAGACAUUUAAGACAUACUGAUUGACCCCCGACUCCCACAUCCACCUGGUCCAUAGUUCCUCCGGCCCCCUCUUCCCACUGCCCUCACCAUACAACCACACAACUCCUCCCCCUACAGUCACCUCUACUCAUCUACCCUCAACGGAUCCUCAAGACCACACACUAACAACUCUCUACUCUCAUUUCUCCAUGUCCGUCUGUCCACUUCUGUCUGUCUGAGACGGUCUGUCAGUUGUUUACAAAUGUACAUGUCUGUCAUUGUCUACAUGUCAGAAGAUUCUUCCUCUGUUUUGGACCCUUACAAAAGUAAUGUAUUAGCUGAUCUGAUUUGGUAUGGAUUAAAAAUAAAUUGUUUCAUUAAUUUGUUGUAUUUAACAGAGUUUUAAUGUUUUUAACACACUUUUAUAUUAUUUUAUUUAUUUGUUAUUUAUUUCAGCAAUAUUUCCUCAAUGCCUUCUUAGACAAUAUACUUUAUAAUUCAGAAUGUCUGUUUCUUUUUCCCUAAUGGAACACUAUUCUCUCUGUAGUGCACUACAUUGGGACUAGACAAUAUAAGGGAAUAGACUGCCAUUUCAGGUGCAAAUUGUCUUUAUGUCCGAGUAAAUGUUUGUGUAUGUGCAGGUCUGUAUGUAUGUGUGUGUAUUUGUGUAUGUGUAUAUGAA
Molecule: messenger RNA, 5286 nt
Organism: Esox lucius (northern pike)
Lineage: Eukaryota; Metazoa; Chordata; Actinopteri; Esociformes; Esocidae
Gene: arhgap39
Product: Rho GTPase activating protein 39
Exons: 16
Coding region: 209-3448 (1079 amino acids)
Biological process (GO): signal transduction
Cellular component (GO): cytoskeleton; cytoplasm
Molecular function (GO): protein binding; GTPase activator activity
Source: RefSeq, a predicted model, not a curated record